AUGGCUUCAACAUGUCCACCACCGGCGUAUACCGCUGGCACAGCUCUUCCAUCUUACGAUGAACUCAUGAAGCGUUUCAAUGACCGUGUUGGCGCGAAUCCUACACCGGAAAAGUACCUCGAAGUUGGAGAUACCUUUAGUCUCCAGGAAAUCGAGAUCCUCGUCAACAACGGUCCUUGCGAACCUCCCUUUACUUGCCCCGAGGAUGCCAAGAAGUUUAGAGUCUCAGCUGGAAAGGGACUGUCUAGUAAAAUCACCUUGGAUGCGCUCAAGCAAGGUGCCGAAGAAGCCACAAAUGCUGCUCAGCGGUUGCGACGGAUGUUUCGAGAGCUCCACGAUAAAGUCAUUGAAAUAGAUCAGAUUGAGGUGUCUGGUUUUGAGCCGGACAUGAGAAAGUUUCAGGAAACCGGGAAGGAGUUUGAGAGCAUUCUGAGUGGCAGUCGCGCGGUUGCGACGCAGAUUAGCAGUUUCGGGACACGUCUCGACAAGUUGAUUAUCCCAUUUGUCAUGGAUGAAGAACUUGGACUCGAGGACAAAAAGCGGGUAGUUCGUCAAUUCAUUGAUGGAGCAAAAGGUCAUGAGAAGUCUGCGAAAAAUGUUCAGACCAAACUGCUGUCGCUGCAAACUCGGUUUAUAUCAUUUGUUCCGCGGUUUGACAGUUGGGCCCAAAGAAAAGAAGGCGAUCUGCACGAGUCGAUAAGGGCUAUUCAAAGAAUGUUGGAAUUUCUUCAAGGGGAGCUUCUCAAGAUUGAAGAGAAAAUUCGAGUGGUUCAAGGCAUUAUGGGUUUGUCCGGUGCCCUCAUGCUGGGGGCGCUGGCUGGCGGCCCCGUAGGACUCAUACUAGGCAUAUUCGGAUUCAUAGGAGUAACUGCGUCGGCAGCUAUCCUAGUAUCCUAUUACCGCAAACGUUCAGAUGUUCAACGCCAGAUUUUGGCAAAAGAGAAUGAAAUCGAGGAGAUUCGGAAGGAAAUUCAAAAGAUUCAGGACGCCCGAGCUGGAAUCACGGCCCUUAGAGAUGAGUAUUUGCCGACCAUCAACGAUAGCAUCGAUAUACUUCAUUCAUAUUGGCAAAGGAUUAUUGGCGAUGCUCAGCGUCUCCUCGAGUACUUGAGCGGGGCCGAGGACAUAGAGAUACCAGAGUAUCUCGAUGAUUACAUCAACGAAGGCAUUGCCGUGUAUUCAAGUAUCGCGGAAUAUAUCAAAGACUUCGCGCGGGGUAUCUCUGGCGUGCUGGGCGAGGAGUUUAUCGACCCGCCAGUUGACUCUAACCUCUUCGAUUAG
This is a messenger RNA of Metarhizium album ARSEF 1941, 1281 nucleotides long. RefSeq lists its product as uncharacterized. Bases 1 to 1281 code for a protein of 426 amino acids. The transcript has 8 exons. The record is from RefSeq and is a predicted model, not a curated record. NCBI's taxonomy places the organism in Eukaryota, Fungi, Ascomycota, Sordariomycetes, Hypocreales, Clavicipitaceae.